AUGCUGGGAUUGAUCUUUCGUGGCGUCUUUCUCAUCGGUAUACUCACCUGGUACAGCACCAGCGUGUGGAAAAUGAUCGACGGCUACUUCAAGGAUCAGUUUCGAAGCUACUUGGAAGAAGAGUAUCGAAAGAAUCCGCGAAUGAGAUCCGAUGUGCGGAGUGGCUCGGCCGAUAAGAUCGAUCCCGCUUCGACCACGCCACGCCCCGACCCAUCAGUGGCGCCGCAGCGAGAGAUUCUCGAACUCAACGAAACGUUGACGGUCGAAGGUGCAGGAAAUGACACAAUUCGAUCGGACGAGGGGCAACGAGUGACAGGUGGCACCAGUGAAAACGAGGCCGACACAGGGGGAUCUAUCGAUAAAAAUGCAUUCCUAGAAACGAUCGUGGAAUCGGGGCUGGAAAGUAGUAAGCCGUCCAAGAACGAACAGGAUUCUCGGCAGCCUAUUAAUCACAAUGACCGUGACCUCGAACGUCACGAGAACGACGAUCGUCAUCGAUCAGUCUCCCAGGUGUCUAAGAACUCGAUGAAAGGAGUUCAAUGCAACAAAAGAGCAACCGUUUCUAGGGACAUUUCACGCGAGAAAAAAUCGUCCAAGAAGCGAAACGUGAAAACGAUUACGUUGACGGAGAAGGAUUUUAAAUCGGUUAUCAGAAAUCAUGUAUCUAACGACGAUUUCUGGGAAUUCGAGGAGGAUGCGGAUGAAAAAGAGCCGUUGGAGGGUAUUUUAGUCUCUCAGUUGCCGUAUAAACCGAGAGCUGAUAUAGGGAAUUUGGAAAGGGUCAGUGCGGAUGAAUAUUGUCCUCUGAGCUUGGAGGACGAGACUUCUUGCGAUGAAACGUUUAAGUGGCCUUGAAAAUUUAACGAUAAUUUAAAUUUAGAAAAUUUAGUAAAUUUAAUAAAAUGUAACGUAUUUCGUUUAUGUGAAACAAGUAGAGGAAAAUUAGUUAAUAUUAGAUAUUUCUGGUGUAGAAGUGUUGAAUUGUUGGAAAAAAUAUUGAAACACUUCGCAAGUAUCGCAGUAUAUAAGUAUAUUAGAAUGACUCAUUGAUAAUAAAUGUAUCAGCAUCGAUUUUCAUGGAAAAGGUCAUGAAUACAUUUUAAAUAUAUUAGUACAAAUUUGAAGUUGUUUGAUCCAUGCAUUAAUAUCUGGAUUCCUUAAAAUAUAGUUCCUUAAGAUGAAAUAUAAUUGUUCAUAUCUUCCUGUUAAAAGAUUUUAAAAUUUAACUGGAUUAUCAUUAUUUUAGCAUAUUUAUCGAAUUUAGAAUUUCACUACGAGAAAGUGAUUGAUAUCAGAAAGUUGAAUAAUGUUAAAUAUUUUAGAUAUUAAGUUAAAA
Molecule: messenger RNA, 1336 nt
Organism: Apis florea (little honeybee)
Lineage: Eukaryota; Metazoa; Arthropoda; Insecta; Hymenoptera; Apidae
Source: RefSeq, a predicted model, not a curated record